CUUACCUAGAGAGAAGAGGAGGUGAUUGUUAGCUAUAUACUUCACCUAGAUCAGCGUGGAUUUGCGCCUACCUACGCAGCUGCACGUGAUAUGGCUGAUAAGCUGCUGGCUGCACGCGGCGCUGGCCAGGUUGGGCAGAAGUGGCCAGCUAACUUUUUUAAGCUUGUAGAAGAGACAAAGGCUAAGCAGGGUAUCUGCAAUAAGGACGUCUAUAACUUUAAUAAAGCUAGCUUUAUAAUAGGCAAGAUUACAACGCAGCUGGUUAUAACAGGAGCAGAGAGGAGAGGCAGGCCAAAGACUCUUCAGCCAGGCAAUCGCGAGUGGGUAACGCUGAUCGCUGCUAUUAGCGCUGCUGGCUGGUCAGUGCCACCAUUCCUCAUCUUCGCUGGUCAGUACCACCUAUCAGCCUAGUAUGAAGAGGAUAUCCCACGCGACUGGGCAAUCGCAGUCAGCGACAAUGGCUGGACGAAUAAUAAGCUUGGAGUUGAGUGGCUAAAGCACUUCAACGCUCACACGCAGGCUCGUAGUAUAGGCGCGCGUCGCCUGCUUAUUAUU
Molecule: messenger RNA, 555 nt
Organism: Didymella exigua CBS 183.55
Lineage: Eukaryota; Fungi; Ascomycota; Dothideomycetes; Pleosporales; Didymellaceae
Exons: 2
Coding region: 91-411 (106 amino acids)
Source: RefSeq, a predicted model, not a curated record